Toxotes jaculatrix (banded archerfish) is the source of this 2111-nucleotide messenger RNA. It is a transcript of the gene ssuh2rs1, whose product is annotated as ssu-2 homolog, related sequence 1. The transcript is spliced from 13 exons. The record is from RefSeq and is a predicted model, not a curated record. The coding region runs from base 330 to 1499 and encodes 389 amino acids. NCBI's taxonomy places the organism in Eukaryota, Metazoa, Chordata, Actinopteri, Toxotidae.
AAUGAUUGGUGCGCACUUCCUGAACAAAUGGUGGCAGGGGCGGCGUUGGGGCAUCUGUGCUUGUCUAAACUGGGGGAUCGUAUAAUUUUACUAAACGCAAAUCAAAACCAGGACCACCGAAAGAGUUAAACUUUUGUUCCUGUUUAACUGUCAGAAGACAGGAAGAGUCAGCUGACUGAUUGACAUUUACAGGAAACUAAGGGGGGGUGGAUAUAAAGGGUGAAUGAUCUGUUUUUCGUCACAUGAUGAUUGGUGAUAAAACUGCCUGUGUGUGAUUUGUGCACCUAUGAAGAUCUGGACCUGUUUUAAUUUUUUUCCAGGGUUUUGAAAUGGAGCGUCAGCCUAUUAUGAGCCAUCAGCACAGAGACUACGGAAUAGCCAAUCCCGGUUAUUUCCCAUCAGCACAGGGGACACCCGCAAUGUUCGCCCCACCCACUGCUGAGGGCCCCAGCGCUCCUCCGGCCAGCAUGUUCGACAACAUGCCUGGCUAUGAAGGAACAGUGGCAGGAGGAGGAGGUGGAUGUCUGCCCCCUCCCAUGCCUGCUUACCCAGCUCCUCAGCCUGAGCCUGGACCCGAACAACCACAUUGGAAUAUCCCAUCUAUAACUGAAGACACUGCUCGGGAUGCGUUUAUCCUGUAUGCCUCCAGCAAGUGCUGCUACAGUUCAGCACCAGCAAAGGAUGGUGUGAUCACCAGCAUGGAAGCAUUCAAUACAUACAGGUACCGCCUGGAAACCUUUACUGAAACAAGAUCUACAGAGUGGAGUCACGAGCCAUAUAAUGGCCAGCCAGUGGAUGCCUAUGCCCAACCACCUCCAGGGCCUUGGGAUAUUACAGCAAAAACCCCCAGUUUCUUUCUGGAUGGCCAACAGAUUGUCAAGGUGCCCUACACUUCAUCUGUGAAGACCUGCCAUGUUUGUUUGGGAAUGGGCCGAAGACCUUGCAAAGACUGUGUCGGUGCUGGUAGUAAAGUUUGUUGGGUGUGCAAUGGAUCUGGUUUCCGCCAUGGAGAUGAUCGAUGCCACCACUGCAAUGGAAGAGGAAGGGACAACUGCAACCGCUGUCAUGGGCAAGGAUCGAGGAUAUGUGAAAUGUGUCGUGGAAAACAACAGCUUCUAGUCUACAUCAACCUCACCGUGAAAUGGACCAACAACUGUGACAACUAUGUUGUUGAACAGUUGAGUGGACUGCAGGUGGACAACCUUAGCAAGGUGUCUGGAAAGGAGCUCUUCAGAGACUCCCAGUACAUGGUAUACCCAGUGAUGAGCUUUCCAGACCCUGCAGUGGUGAAUGCCUCACAGCGUCUUGUCAGUGAACACCAGGGCAAGUACUCCCAGAUGUCACGCAUUCUGCAACAGCGGCAAACCAUAGAGCUGAUCCCUGUCACAAAGGUGACCUACAUGUGGGAAGGGAAAUCACACGUUUACUUUGUUUAUGGGAAUGAGUUCAAAGUUAAUGCAGAUAACUAUCCUGCUACGUGUUGCUGUACUGUAAUGUGAUUGCAGUGGUUGUGUAUGAAGGUGUUUACAUUCCAAGCCAGUGGAUGUCUAAUUAUGUCCUGCAGUCAGUUGUACUGAUUAAUGGAUUAAUGAAAAGCUGACAUGUGAGCAGUUUUGACUUUGUUAACGUUUGGCUUUUCAACGGACUAUACACAGAGGCAUUUAACCGAUGAGCUCCUACAAGUCAGUACAACUCAUGUAGUCUCUCUAAUAAGCGAUUUUAAAGGCUACACAGGAAGUCAUUUUCAGCAGCUAAUCACUGCAACGUGAUUACGUGUCAUUUGUAGACAUGCACCACAGAAAAAAUGGUUACUGACAAUAUAAACUAGAAUCACAUUAUUUUCCCGAAAUCCUUAACGUUAUUGCUUUAAUAUGACACAUGCGAUCAUCAGUAAAACCAGCUAUGCCAUACAGAAUAUUAUUUUUGCAGAAAUGUAAUUCUUAAUAUUAUUAAUAUUCAUUUGAACCUAUCCGUUUGCUGUUAAGGCAAUACUAAUUGUUUUUUUAUGUGAAUGUAAAACUUUUAUUAAAUGUGUUUGAUUUUGCAAGACAAAACAUCGGUAAUAUUUGCUUUUCAAUAAUUAAGCCAUUUGAAUAAAUGUUAUUUUGCAA